AUGUGCAUCGCAGUGUUUCUGUGGCAAUCGCAUCCGCUUUACCCAUUUCUUCUCUUCCUCAACAGAGAUGAAUAUCACAACAGGGCCACGGAGGCGCUGCGUUGGUGGGAAGACGGAGAGACGGUGGGAGGAAGAGACCUGGUCGGCGGCGGGACGUGGCUGGGCUGCACCAAGCAUGGCCGUGUCGCUUUCCUCACCAAUUUCAGGGAGACCUCGUCCUUCCCUGAUGCUAAAUCCCGUGGAGAUCUCCCUCUUCGUUUCUUGCAGAGCCAAAAGAGUCCGGCUAAGUUUGCGGAGGAGAUACAAGAGGAAAUUGCUCUGUACAACGGCUUCAACUUGGUAGUCGCUGAUAUCUUCUCCAACUCAAUGAUUUACAUUACCAACCGGCCAAGCCACGGUGAUAAGCUCGUGACGCAAGUCUCUCCGGGGAUCCAUGUCCUUUCCAAUGCCAACCUCGACUCUCCUUGGCCCAAGUGUCUGAGGCUAAGGGAGGGUUUCAAACACCUUCUCUCUGAAAACGGGAGCGGUGAGUUCCCGGUGAAGACGAUGGUGGAGGAGGUCAUGACCAAUACUGUCAAGGACCAAGAACCCGACCUACCUCACGUUUACCCACCAGAGUUGGAAUACCAACUCAGCUCCAUCUUCGUUGAAUCUCCAACGGUAGCCCUUCCUUUUCCAUUCUUACUUUUAAAUCUUUUUCCGAUGAAUACUCUCACUCAUGGCCCAAGGUGCACCAUACAGGGGCGUUAUGGGACCAGAAGCAUCUCGGCGAUCAGCAUCAAGUCCCAUGGUGAGGUCUGUUUCUACGAGAGGCAUCUUGAAGAAGAUGAUUCCUGGAAGGAACACACCCAGCAGUUUGUGAUACAAAACCAUAGCAUCUGA
Molecule: messenger RNA, 882 nt
Organism: Arabis nemorensis
Lineage: Eukaryota; Viridiplantae; Streptophyta; Magnoliopsida; Brassicales; Brassicaceae
Source: the annotation of a GenBank genome assembly